UCGAGGCACGGUCGCGCCACUCGACGCUCCAAUCGCGCUUACGUUUCGGUGAAAACACGCUUAUCACAAACACGAAACAUAACAACACUCCGAGUAGUGACUAUAGUAAAACCGAACAUUACAAAACAAAUCAAGUGCUACCUGAACGUUGAAAAGUUUAUGAACUAAUCGUGUGAAAAUUUUGUUUACGUGAACCAAAACUCUGAAUCGGACUGUGAAAUUCGGAUUAUAUCAUCAUGUGUGAUACAACUACAAGGACUAUGUGCUAAAUUGAAGCCGAAAUUGACUUUAUAAAUUGAUGGAUACUUCACAUCCGGCAAGGGGACCCAACGUACAAACGUCGACGGAAAAAACAUGACACUGAGCCUACCGUGUCUUGUUUUCUUUCUUCCUUGAUAUUUGAUUUCCCCCAUAAUGGCUUUUCACAACACUUCUUCUAAGAAACGACCCUUCGGCCAAAUCCUGUUUUGGUUUGUUAUUGGACUUGACAUCGCCAACCAGAGCUCGUUGCCGCUGAAAUAUGAGGCUCCAGAUGAUUGCCAGUGGUGGCUAAGGGGUCCAAACGACUCCCACGAAGUUUCCCUUACAUGUAAACUUCGAACAAUAAAUAGUGAGUUUGACACUACCAAUUUCAGUGUCAUUCCUUCAGAACACACCACCUCGCUCAGAAUAGAAUGCAAUGAAGAAAUGAUGUACAAAAGCUCAUUAGACGACCGAAGUUUCGCACAUUUAGUGAAACUGCGUGAACUUGUUUUGGAUAACUGUAAAAUUGGACGAUGGCCGCCCGGCGUACUCUCCGGCCUGAGAGACCUCCGAAAUUUAACGAUCCGAACGAAAAACACGGAAUGGGCUGCUAUGAGCUUAGAGAUAGCAUCUGAGAGCUUUACGGCCGUUCGUCAACUGGAGAAGUUAGACCUCAGUUUUAACAACAUUUGGUCGUUUCCGGAGAACUUGUUUUGCCCCCUGACUAAUUUAGUGUACUUGAAUGUGUCUUCAAACCGACUUCAAGAUGUGAGUGAUUUGGGAUUCCGGGAGAGAGCUAUGCAUCAAGCUCUAAUUAGUGAACAAGAUGGAUCUGCUCCCACAGCUGCAUCUUUGCCACACGCUACGUGCUCUCUAGAUAUAGAAGUGCUAGAUGCGUCAGAUAAUCACUUUGUGUUGAUGCCAGAUAAUGGAUUUAUGGCACUCAGAAGGCUAAAAGAGCUACACAUUCACGACAACGAAAUUUCUAUGGUGGCUGAUAAAGCUCUAUCCGGCCUAAAACAGUUGCAAAUUAUCGACCUAUCGAACAACAAAAUCGUCGCAUUACCACAAGACCUGUUCAAAGAUUGCCGGCCAGUCAUCAAGGAAAUAUAUCUGCAAAACAACUCAAUAAGUGUGCUCUCAUCCAGUCUAUUUGCUAAUUUAGAUCAACUGUUAGCAUUGGACUUAUCCAACAACCAUUUGACAAGUACUUGGAUAAAUGAAAAUACUUUCACCGGUCUUAUAAGAAUGGUGCUUUUGAACUUAUCAAACAACAGAUUGACGAAACUUGACCCAAAAAUUUUCAAGGAUUUGUACACGUUACAAAUAUUGAAUGUUCAACAUAAUAUGGUGGAGAGCAUCGCAGCUGAUACUUUUGCACCUAUGAAUAACUUGCACACGCUUAUUUUAUCAUACAACAAGAUAUCUCAUAUUGAUGCAUACGCCUUGAACGGAUUAUAUGUUUUGUCAUUAUUGUCCAUUGAUAAUAAUCACCUGGAAGAACUACAUCCCGAAGCAUUCAGAAACACAUCGUCACUGCAAGAUUUAAAUUUGAAUGGAAACCGUUUAAAGAAAGUGCCUAUAGCUCUACGAAAUAAUAAUAUGCGACUCUUGAGAACACUUGAUCUCGGCGAAAAUCAGAUAACAUCGCUGGAAGAGCCGGGUUUCGUUGGUUUGCAUAGCGUUUACGGCUUACGACUCAUUGGGAAUAAAAUUGAAAACAUAAGCAAAGAUGUGUUUUCUGAUCUACCAUCACUACAAAUUUUGAAUUUGGCUCGAAAUAGACUGAGGCACGUCGACAUGAGUGCCUUUGAAACAUUAACUAAUUUACAAGCCAUUAGGCUGGAUGCUAACCAACUCACAGACAUCCAAGGCUUAUUUGUAAAUAUUCCCUCUUUGUUGUGGUUGAACGUGUCAGAUAACCAAAUAGAAUGGUUUGAUUAUGCUGUUAUUCCCCCGGGACUUCAAUGGCUGGACCUUCACAGUAACAACAUCAAAGAACUACGAAAUAACUAUCGCAUGGAUAAAGAACUACGUCUACAAACGUUAGAUGCGAGCUUCAAUAAGAUGACAAGAAUAUACACUUAUUCAAUCCCGAGCAGCGUAGAGUUACUGUUCCUGAAUGAUAAUCAAAUUACGCAAGUUGAAGCUCAAACUUUUGUUGGAAAAACCAAUUUAACGAGAGUCGAUUUGUAUGCAAAUCAGAUAACUAGUAUGGAUCUCAAUGCGCUUCGUCUAACUCCAGUCGAUCCGGGGCGGCCCCUACCCGAAUUUUAUAUUGGAGGGAAUCCGUUUCAGUGUGAUUGUACUAUGGAAUGGUUACAGCGAAUCAACAAACUCGACCAUCUAAGGCAACACCCUCGAGUAAUGGACUUGGAGAGUAUUUACUGCAAGCUGUUGUAUAACAGAGAAAGGACUUAUAUUCCGCUCAUCGAGGCGGAAUCAUCGCAGUUUUUGUGUACAUACAAAACCCACUGUUUUACUUUGUGCCAUUGUUGUGAUUUUGACGCUUGUGAUUGUGAAAUGACGUGUCCGUCGAACUGUACGUGCUAUCACGACCAACCGUGGUCGGCUAAUAUUGUGGACUGUUCCGCGGCUGGGUAUUCCGAAAUACCGAACAACAUACCUAUGGACGCUACUGAACUAUAUUUAGACGGUAACAAUUUUGGUGGUUUAACAAGUCACGCUUUUAUUGGACGUAAAAAUCUAAAAAUAUUGUAUGCGAAUAACUCUAAUAUAGACGCUCUCUAUAAUAAUACAUUUAGUGGACUAAAACGCUUAACGAUCUUGCAUUUAGAGAAAAAUAAUAUAAAAGAGUUGCUAGGUUUCGAGUUGUCGCCUCUGGAGAAUUUACGCGAGUUACAUCUACAAGACAAUAAAAUACAUUACAUCGAUAAUCGAACCUUCAUGGAGCUGAGGCAUUUAGAGGUGCUGCGCUUGGAAGGAAAUAACAUUUACGGCUUCGCAGUGUGGCAAUUCACGAUGAAUCCAUAUUUGGUUGAGAUAAGCCUUUCGCGCAAUCCUUGGUCGUGCGACUGUCAGUAUAUGCAUAAAUUCCGAAAUUGGUUUAAAAAUAACCUCGGCAAAGUGGAAGAUUCCGAUAAGAUCACUUGUGUAUUCGAUAAUGUGACAAACGCAGUAGGACCGCAUAUGGCCGACUUCAAUUCGUCAGUUUGCACGAGGCAUGUCGGUGGAAGUUCUUCGAUAAUCGAAAAUCAAGUCAUAAACGAUUACCUUCCACUGUUAUUGAUAUCGUUAUGCGUGUUCGUUUUGAGCUCUGUAUUAAUUUGUGGAGUAUUUUAUUGGCGCCGCGAACUCCGAGUAUGGAUUUACUAUCAUUGUGGCUUCAGAAUGUGUUACAAAAGCACAGCCUUCGAUGACGAGGCCGACAAAGAUCGUCUAUUUGAUGCCUACAUAAGCUACAGUGUUAAAGACGAGGCGUUUGUCGCUCAGAUGCUAGCGCCGGGUCUAGAAUCGACCGACCCCAGUUUCCGUCUCUGCCUACAUUACCGCGAUUUUAACGCCUCGGCGUACGUCGCGGAUACCAUAAUCGAGGCGGUGGAGUCAUCAAAGAGGACCAUAAUAGUCCUAUCUAAAAAUUUCAUCAACAACGAAUGGUGUCGUUUCGAAUUCAAGACGGCACUGCACGAGGUAUUAAAAGAGAGACGAAGAAGACUGAUAAUAAUAUUGCUCGGUGAAUUGCCGAAUAGAGAUAUCGAUCCGGAGCUGCGUUUGUGUUUGAAGGCUAACACGUGUAUAGAGUGGGGGGAUAGGCAGUUCUGGCAAAAACUGAGGUUCGCGAUGCCGGACUUGAGGAAGUGUCAAUACCACCGUUCGACAGUGAAUAUUUACGCUUCGGUGUCUCCGGUGGGGGCCGGGCGGGCGCCGGCGCCGCCCCCUCCGCCGCCGCCGGGCAAGCUCCCCCCUCUGCUGGGCGACGGGCUGGCGCUGCCGGCCGGCGUCCACGCACGCGAUGCGCACUCCCACCGCAUGCCGCCGCACGCGCAGCUUUGGGCGUAGCGUAUGCUCCAACGCAGUGCAUCAUCCGAGCGCACUGCGUACACCUGGCUGCCAGACACCAGGAUUGAGUUCUGUUCACCCUACAGCCGGCAAAAGGGCUCCAACUCCACCAUCUACGAGAGUGACUGAUGGUGUGAUACCUUCGAUCAACUCGAAGAAGCAUUACUAUGACUGUGGACACUCAAAGUGCCAGUGUAGUGUUACCCAGUACAUCGAAGUGAAUCGUCUUCGACCUAUUCGUGUAUAUAACUAUCGUGUAACUCUUGGUUAAGGAUCAUGCA
Molecule: messenger RNA, 4544 nt
Organism: Ostrinia nubilalis (European corn borer)
Lineage: Eukaryota; Metazoa; Arthropoda; Insecta; Lepidoptera; Crambidae
Gene: Toll-6
Product: toll-like receptor 6
Exons: 2
Coding region: 415-4263 (1282 amino acids)
Biological process (GO): signal transduction
Molecular function (GO): protein binding
Source: RefSeq, a predicted model, not a curated record